Molecule: messenger RNA, 4773 nt
Organism: Xenopus tropicalis (tropical clawed frog)
Lineage: Eukaryota; Metazoa; Chordata; Amphibia; Anura; Pipidae
Gene: trpm2l
Product: transient receptor potential cation channel, subfamily M, member 2 like
Exons: 34
Coding region: 137-4630 (1497 amino acids)
Biological process (GO): calcium ion transmembrane transport; calcium-mediated signaling; monoatomic cation transmembrane transport
Cellular component (GO): membrane; plasma membrane
Molecular function (GO): monoatomic ion channel activity
Source: RefSeq, a predicted model, not a curated record
CACAGUAACACACAGUGACUCUCAGUGACACAGUAACACAGUAACACAGUUACACACAGCAGCGCCACCCCAGCUCCCCCCUGUGAUACAGUCUGUAGGCAGAUGCGCCAAUUCCAUCCUUAAGGACGGACCACCCAUGGGAAACACAAAGAGCAAAUCGCCAGUUCCGGAUCGAAUUGAUGGGGUCCAACUACACAGCACCGUAGGCUCACCCUACAGGCCCGGCACCGCUGAUCCAAAGAAAAAGAAGAAAACUGCUCCUAAAUUUAUUGAUGGGGAGAAGGUCGAUGUACUUAACUCAUGGGUGACCCGAAACAUCAGGAAGAAAGAGUGUGUGGCCUUUAUCCCUCCGGCCCCCGAGGCCCCCGGUGACAGGGACACAUGUGGCUGCGGACACACAAGGCGGACACACUUUGCAGCCCAAGUAUCUGCUCCAUUGGAACCUGGAACCGUGUGGGACCCCCAUAAACACGUCCGAGAGUUUCCCUCAGAUGCCCACGGAGACCUGACAUUCACAGGCACAACCAGGACUUGGGCAAAGUAUGUUCGUGCCUCCAAUGAUACCCCCCCUCGAUCGCUCUUUGACCUGAUGACCCAACAGUGGGACCUGCGCGUCCCUAACCUCCUCAUUUCUGUCACCGGAGGAGCCAAGAACUUCAACAUCAGCCCCAGACUCAAAACCGAAUUCAGCCGGGGGCUGGUCACAGCGGCACAGAGUACUGGCGCCUGGAUCAUCACAGGAGGGUCCCACGCGGGGGUCAUGAAGCACGUGGGAGAGGCUGUGCGGGACUUUAGCGGUGGGCAACACGAGACUGAGAUUGUGCUGAUUGGCAUUGCCACCUGGGGCAUCGUGCACAACAGGGAGUCCCUGAUCAGUGAGGCGGGAGGAGCCCCCGCUGUCUAUCCCAUGGAUGAGGGGUCGCAGGGGGCGCUGUGCUGCCUGGACAAUAACCACACGCAUUUCAUUCUGGUCGAUAAUGGAACAUAUGGGAAAUAUGGCGUUGAGAUCCCACUGAGAACCAAACUGGAGAAAUUCAUCUCUGAGCAAACGAUGGAGAAUGCAGGAACAGCCAUAAAGAUCCCCAUAGUGUGUGUGGUUCUGGAAGGGGGGCCCGGGACCCUGGAUACCAUCUACAAUUCCAUGUGCAACAACACUCCCUGUGUCAUAGUGGAGGGCUCUGGGCGCGUGGCUGACAUCAUUGCCCAAGUGGCCAAUCUGAGUAUUUCCCAAAUCACCAUCUCUGUGGUCAAGGAGAAGCUGCAGAACCUGUUCCAGGACACGUUUGAAAGCUUCACUGAGGCCCAGAUCAUCAUGUGGACUAAAAAGAUUCAGGACAUUGUUCGUAUGGGCUCUCUCCUCACAAUUCUCCGGGAAGACAAAACUGAAGAACAGGGGAUGGACGUGGCGAUACUUCAGGCUUUGCUGAAAGCUUCUCGGAGCACCGACUACUCUGGGCAGGAGAACUGGGACCAUCAGCUGAAACUGGCAGUUGCCUGGAACCGGGCGGAUAUAGCCGAGAGCCAGAUAUUCACUGAAGACUGGAUGUGGAAGCCUUCGGACCUGUAUCCAUCUCUGAUGGUCUCGCUAAUUGAUGAUAAACCUUCGUUUCUUCGCCUGUUUCUGGAACGCGGUGUGAGUCUGUCUGAGUUCAUAACGUGGGAUAUGUUAACGGAAUUAUAUAACAACACCGAGCCUUCAAGUCUGAUACACAGCAAAUUGGAGCGACAGGCGAUGUUGGACGAGUCAACAGAAAUGAAUGGCGGCCUGAAGAUUCAGCUCCAUCAUGUGUCCCAUGUUCUGCAGGAGCUUCUCGGGGGACUGACUGAGUCGCUUUAUCUAGAUAGGAGGUCUCAUCGCACACGGACUUUGCCCUACAUCAACAUUAAGAUCUCAGGAAAAGUGUCAUCUAUGAGGUCAGAAUGUGAUUCUACCGUGAAACUGGAGCACCCUGUCCGGGAUCUGCUGAUCUGGUGUAUUGUGCAGAACCGAGCCGAGCUGGCAGAGAUCAUAUGGUGUCAGUCACAGGACUGUAUGGUUAGUGCCCUGGCCUGCAGUAAAAUGCUGAAGGCUCUCUCGAAGGAGGAAGACGACACGGAGAGCAUGGAGAGCAUGAAAGUGUUGGCGAAUGUUUAUGAGGAAAGAGCAGCUGGAGUCUUUUCUGAGUGUUACGCCAGCGAUGAGAGUCGGGCCGAACAACUUCUGAUUCGUGUCUCUUCCAAAUGGGGAAAAACAACCUCCUUGGACCUCGCUCAGGAAUCUCAGGGGCAGCUCUUCAUGUCCCAAAGUGGGGUACAGAUGUUCCUCACUAAGACCUGGUUUGGGAGGCUCUCAGUGGACAAUGGGCUACUGGCCAUCCUGCUUUGUAUGUUGCUCUUCCCACUCAUCUACACCGACCUCAUUAUGUACCGGAAGGAAUCUGUGGCCCCUCGGAGCAGUCGCGGGCAGGACAAACGCUCUGCGGCCAGAAGCUCCCGGGCACGUAACUGUCUCUGGAAGUUCUUUGAUUUCUUCAGUGCCCCCAUCGUGAAGUUCUACUAUAAUGUGGUCUCCUACAUCGGCUUCCUUUGGCUCUUCGCUUACGUCCUGAUGAUGGAUUUCCAGACUUACCCUUCAUGGACAGAAUAUCUGCUGUAUGUUUGGGUUUUCUCCAUCCUUUGUGAGGAGCUUCGCCAGUUGCUGUACGACCCGGACAGGCUGGGAUUCGUAGUCAAAUCGAUGCAGUACAUAUCCGAGUUCUGGAACCAGGUCGAUACAUUGGCGCUCUCGUUAUUUGCAGUCGGGCUCAUUUGUAGGUUGGCAAGCUUGAAUACAGUAUACCUAGGCCGUGUUUUUCUGUCCGUGGAUUACAUGAUAUUCUGUAUUCGCCUUAUGAACAUUUUCACAGUCAGCAAAGUUCUCGGUCCCAAGAUCAUAAUGCUUCGUCGCAUGAUAAUGGAUUUGUUUUUCUUCCUGUUCCUACUGGCUAUUUGGAUCGUAUCAUUUGGAGUUGCAAAGCAGGCAAUACUGACAAGCAAUGAGACCAGGUUAGAUUGGAUCUUCAGGAAUGUGAUCUAUGGGCCGUAUCUGAUUCUCUUUGGGCAGAUUCCUUCUGAGGUCGAUGGCCUGAACUUUGAUCCAACAAAAUGCAGUCAGAGCGGCACGGACCCCACCCUGCCCAAAUGCGUGUACAAUGAUGGUUCCGGAAAAACUCUCUUCCCUGAGUGGCUGACGAUCCUUCUGUUGUGCAUUUACCUGCUGAUGGCCAACAUCCUUCUGCUGAAUCUUCUGAUUGCUAUGUUCAGUAACACGUUUGGAGACGUAGAAAGCCACACGGAUCAGAUCUGGAAGUUCUACCGCUUUGGGCUGAUAAAGGAAUAUAAUGAGCGCCCCGUGGCUCCGCCUCCCUUCAUUCUGCUGAGUCACCUCUAUUUCCUUCUCAAGUACGGGCUGAGCAAGCGCUCCACCCUGAGCCACCAAGCCAUGAGAUCUGUAAUGGAUGAAGCUGGAGAAUCGUCUCUGCUCUCCUGGGAAUUGUACAUGAGGGAUAAUUAUCUGCAUAACCAGCAGCUCGUGGACUCACAGAGUCAGGAGAACGUGGUCAAGAACACGGCCCAGAGUGUAUCGGCGGUGCUCAAUCUGCUCAAUAUGAGGAAAGACGGUGAGGGGCAGCAGUUGGAGACGAGGCUCAUUUUACUGGAAGAGGAGGUAUUGAAAUCCUCAGAGCAGCUCCAGUGGAUCAUCUCAGCCCUCGGUGAGAAAGGAUUUACUGGUCGAGCCCAGAGACUUGUUCACAGCAGCUCCCAGGACUCGGGGGACAGCGCCACCCAUGGGUUGGAUCCUUCAACGGAAAGAAAGUCCAUUUAUCAUGUGAAUAGCAGAACCCUGCAGUACCCCGACUCCCCGGUGAGCCGUUACCCAGUCCCGGAUGAAAUGGUGCCUUGGGAGGUUCCAUUCCCGGGCUAUGAGCCCCCCUUCUACACUGCAGAGCGGGGCGACCGCGGGGCCUACGAUCCCCAUUCCGAGAUGUCACAGACCAAUAGGAAAUACAAUGCCGUAGAUGGGGCGCUGGAUUUGCGAAGCUCCUGUGGUACAUAUGCUGUACAGGACGGGUUCCCACUGAACCCAAUGGGUCGAACAGGUUUGAGAGGUGUUGGGAGUCUUCGUUGGUUUGGGCCAAAUCAUUCUCUGCACCUGGUAAUAACGCGGUGGAAUACACGGGCCAAUGGCUCCGCAGACAAAAAGCUUCCUCGGAAGAUGCUGGAGGUGUUGGUUGUGAAAGAAAAGAAAAACGAACUGUGGGCGCUGCCAGGGGGGACCCUGAGCCCGGGAGAAGAGAUCCCUUCCAAACUCCAAUCUAUUCUCAGUCAGACGUAUGGAGAGCGAUUCUCAGAGCUGCUCCGAGGGGGGAGAGAGGUGUUCCGGGGAUAUCUAGAUGACCCGAGGAACACAGACAAUUCCUGGAUUGAAACACUGGCUGUGAAUAUUCAUCUGGACACGGAGGAAACACUCAGUCAAUUCCUACAGAAUCUGAACCAAUCCAGCCCGGAGGUUUCUCUUCGCUGGCAGAUCCUGGAUCACAAGAUCCCAAUCUACGCUAAUGAGAAGGAAAUCUUACAGAGAACAGCGGAAGUGCACGGAACACAUUACUGAGCCCAUUCCCUGUAUUGGGGCCCCGGGCUGAGCACAAAUCAUAUCCGGGCCAGAGAACAUUCCGUGAGGGGCCACAAUUGACACGGAAUAACAGACAAUGUUCCCUGUAACUCGGAUCAAUGGAUCUUUCUGUGAAUGAGAAU